UUCUUCUCUUCUCAGUUAUAUUUAUUCAUAACCUUUGGUAAUGCUGGAACCUCCCUAAUCCUCCUUUCUCCCUCUUCAGCAUGCACUCCUCUCCUUUAUCCUCUUCCCCCAAUUCCUCUGUUCCCCCAUCCACACCCUCUGCAGCAUCUCCAUGUCAUCUGGAUGAGUCCUACAAGCACAUUUUCCUGCCCACCUGCUACCUCUUCACCUUCGUACUCAGCCUGGGACUGAACUCUGUUGUUCUGACGCGUUGCUUACGUCGACCAUGGAACUCAUCUUUGAUUUAUAUGUUCAACUUGGCACUCAGUGACCUAAUGUAUGGCCUCUCACUGCCAUUCCUCAUUGCCAGCUACAUCUCCCAGGACCGAUGGCUCUUUGGAGACCCCAUGUGCCGCCUGGUUCGCUUCCUCUUCUAUUUCAAUCUCUACUGCAGCAUCUUCUUCCUCACCUGUAUUUCUUUCCACCGCUACCUUGGCAUCUGCCACCCUAUGCGCUCCAUGCGCUUGGAGUCUCUUCGUUGGGUGAGGGCUACUUGUUUGCUGGUUUGGACUCUGGUCUUUGCCAUGACCUCUCCUAUUCUCCUUUUUGCAAGGACAGGACCCCUGGAAGGACUAGAUGAUGGAGUAACAUGUUGGGAUGAUGCUCUGGAUUCAGACCUUCACCGCUAUAUGCCCUAUGGGAUGUUCCUGCAUGUAGCAGGCUUCUUUCUUCCAUUUUCUGUUAUUGCCUGGUGUUACUCCAGAGUGGUACGCACACUGUGCCGGACCAUUAGGGGUGGUGUGGUUCCAGGGCCUGUACCAGGUGUGGCCCAGAGGCGUAAAUCUAUUAGGACCAUUGUUACCAUCACCCUUCUUUUUGCUCUUUGCUUCCUGCCUUUCCAUGUGACACGCACUAUGUUUCUGGCCCUCAGAGCUGGUGGUGCUGCACUUGGUGGGUGCAGGGCUCUGGGGGUGGUGGCUGUCUGCUACAAAGUCACCAGGCCCCUGGCUAGUGCAAAUGCCUGGCUCAAUGCCCUUUUAUACUUCAUCACUAAGGAGCCCUGUGGCUGGGGUCAGAAGAACAAAAAGGGAGAAGAGCUAAAGGGAAAAAAGAUUAUGAAAAAGGGACAAACACAAAAUAGACAGGUUUUUGGCAACAUCUACCCAACAUUUCCUUGA
This is a messenger RNA of Bombina bombina (fire-bellied toad), 1157 nucleotides long. RefSeq names its product P2Y purinoceptor 6-like. Gene Ontology annotation, molecular function: G protein-coupled receptor activity. The record is from RefSeq and is a predicted model, not a curated record. The transcript has a single exon. NCBI's taxonomy places the organism in Eukaryota, Metazoa, Chordata, Amphibia, Anura, Bombinatoridae. Bases 81 to 1157 code for a protein of 358 amino acids. Gene Ontology annotation, biological process: G protein-coupled receptor signaling pathway. Gene Ontology annotation, cellular component: plasma membrane.